AUGAGCAGACCGGGCGGCCAGCAGGCUGCGAAUUACUGCUGUGAAUGUGCCGCGUCACAGUCCCGAUGCUCGGCCGACACUUGUCCAUGCGUCGCUUCUCGGCGGAUGUGCGACGAACACUGCGAAUCGGCCAGAUAUCGAGGCGACUGCUUGAAUCAGGCCAUCUGCAAGUGCUCGUGUGAGGUGGACCCGGCCAAGCCGGCGAAGAACGCGUGCAGCAAGAGCGAAAGGUGUGACUGCCUUCGAAUCAAAGAGGGUUGCUCGAAGCUUUGCGCCUGCAAGCAGAUCUGCAAGAAUAAGGAACAACCCCUCAAGAAGAUUCAAAAAGUCACAAAACCCGCCCAAGGUUGCAAUUGUGCGAAGAGCAAGAAGCAGUGCGUGAAAAAGGAGUGCCCGUGUCGGAGCGUUUACGAAUUUUGCUCAUCUGCAUGCAAAUGCUGUGGCGACUGCACGAACGGCCCUUCGAAAUUCCAUGUGCCGAAACAUGUCCAAAAUUGCUUCCUGGAGCACAAGCAUGAGAGCAGCGGGUUGAUAGUCACAUUAAUAGGAGAAGACUACAUCUAUAGAGGCGAUUUCUACCACGAAUCAAAAAGUGAGCCCCACGUCGAGGAGCAACUUGUCGACCUCUACGAAAUCGUCAUCUUCGUCUCAAAAUCCCCGUGCUUUCACCAGGACUGCGACCCGAAAUGCGAAGUGAUAGACGAGUGCAAGAGCAACAAGGCUUGUGCGAAAUUGCUGGGAUUGUUGUUGUCGAAGGUCCGAAAAGAGUUGAGCAAAGUGGACGUGAAGAUGACGGUCAAAUUUUUGUAUCCACACCUGAAUCGGGGAGAUUUGUACACGAAGCAAGGAAUUUUGUGUAUGUUGCAGGCUGGAAUUAAGGUCGAGCCUCUCCUGAUGAAAGACUGGUCAGCAAUAAUGGAUUGGUCACCCCAUGUCGAUCACAAGGGAGAAUAUUUGAAGAUGUGGAAUGAUCACAACCUAGAUAAGGCCGUCGCUCAAUCCCAAUCGUUUAUCAACGAAUGCCGAAGAGCGCUGGGGCUCUCUAUGAAAUUCUGGGUCGCUGAGAUUCACGAAAUCGUCAAGAAUGCUAUUCUGCACUAUUCUGAGAUACGGGUGAAGUGCGGGGAGUUGAACGACGCGUUGAAACAGCUCGACCUCACCGCCACCCCGCACAAAAUCCGGUCCACCCCCUCAAAACGUAGAAGCUUCAUCGACAUGCAUGAGCUGCGCGACAAGCUGUUGAUGCGCUCCUCCACCCACGACCAGAAGAAGAACGGCUCGAACAUGUCGGUGGCCAGUGACGACGCGCACGCGCAAGCGAUGGUAGCCUCAUUUUGCGGGCGGUCGUUUGACGACUCGGAGACGAACGAGAUUGCGCAACGGAUCCGACGAGCUACUGCCAACAUUAAUGUCGAGAUCGAGACUUUGCUGGAGUUUUUAACGCACAAGGGUGCCAUUGCC
Molecule: messenger RNA, 1461 nt
Organism: Mesorhabditis spiculigera
Lineage: Eukaryota; Metazoa; Nematoda; Chromadorea; Rhabditida; Rhabditidae
Source: the annotation of a GenBank genome assembly